AUGUCGUCCAUUUCGGAUAUCGGCGACAAGGCCCGAGUGGGGGUCACCACAGUUCCGCAUUUGCUUUUCUUGAAGGUCAGCAAAAUCCAGGAAGGAGGUGCAGUAGGGAACUUGGACUCAUACUCUGACCUCAACUUGGCCUGCAUAUUCAGCAACUCUCGUUUGUGGAUUUUCCGCACGUUCUCAACCUGCUUCUGCAAGUCCGGGUCCUGCUCGAAACAAGCCUGUACGCCGACCUCUGAGCUUCAGUUUCUCGUUCUCCAUUUCAGCCAACCGCGAAACAAGCUCGCGAAUCCGGCUUUGAUAGAUUUCAUCCUUCUCGUCCCCUUCCAUGGCAGAUAUCUGAGAUGCAUUCAGAGCCUGCUGAAGGUCCUGGAUACGAGUUUGAAGGAUGCGGACUUGAGAAGCUUCGGGAGUGCGGCUGCAACGAAUGCGCGGGUCGAAUUCAGUGUCGGAGACAGCGACACCUAUUUAAAAAAUGAUAAAGUAGAAGCGUGCUACGGUUUCCUUUUUACAAAGACAGGUGUCGCACAAACUCCACCCGGAAAGUCCUUCAAUAAUGACUGCGGUUUCCCCGCUUUCAGCUCAGAAUUGCAUCGUUCCAUCGUGACGAUUUUAGCAGACAUUUCGUCAAUGUACGCGUUCUUUCGGUCCAUUUCUCGCCUCAAAGCAGACAACAGUUCAUCAUUCGUGGCUUCCAAGGCCUUGGUCAACGGCAAAGCGUUCAACUGGUCCUUCAUGGCAGCGACAGCAAUGUCCUUUGCUUCCAUUGACGCCUUGUGGGUGUCGCUCUCAAGCUGCAGAGCUUUGCAUCGUUCAACUGCCGACUUCAAAUCUGCUCUGGCAUUGUCUUAUACUAGCGUCUCUUGCAGCUACGGAAGUCGAAAUGGACGUGGCUUCGUUGCGGAAUUCGUUUUUCAACUGGUCUCGCGUUUGUUGUUCGAGCAGCAGGUCUUGUUGCAAAGAAACAAUCUGAGCGUUGAGAUCGUCUCUUUCGGCCGACAGGGACUCGAGCUUCUCGCCCAACACGGAGAUUUCCGCGCUUUUCGAAGAGCAUUCGGCUUCGUUCAAUGCGUGGUGUUCUUGUCGAAGAGUUUCCAACUGGGUUUCGAGAGUCGUUUUGGCUUCAUUCACGAGAGCGAGUUCGGAUCUGAGAAAAAACAUGGGGUUUGCAUGUACCAGUUUCUGUUCCUCCAUUUCCUUGGUCAGCUCCUCGCACUUUUUCUCCACGCUGAUUUUGCGUUCGAGUUGGCACGCCAAAGCGGUUUUCGCUCGAUUCACAAUCUCCAACUCAGUCCUGAGGUUCGCAAUCGUGGUUUCCUUGUUGGCGUCUGGGCCGGGUUCCGGGAUCGGAUUAACCCUGUCGAGUUCGGAUCGGACGUAUUCGAGGUCAGAUUCGGCUCUGCCCGUGUCCUGUCGAGCCUUGGCAAUGUCGGCAGUCAGGUCGGUGACCUGGCCGUC
This is a messenger RNA of Notodromas monacha, 1461 nucleotides long. Lineage: Eukaryota; Metazoa; Arthropoda; Ostracoda; Podocopida; Cyprididae. The record is from the annotation of a GenBank genome assembly.